UUGACAUGCAUGACCCAAAUGCUAAGCAAGGUUAGGUGAAAGAUAGCAACCUUGAAAUAACAUAUCAAAAACCUUCAAGGAAGAGGAGGAACACAUUUUUUUUUCAUUUCAUUUGGUUUUGGUUAUUGUUUUGCUCUACCUCAUUCUAUUUUCCUCUUUUGUUUUUGUGUGUUUUGAAAAAAAAUGCAGCUUCAUAUAUCACCAAGUUUGAGACAUGUUACUGUGCUUCAAGGGAAAGGACUUAAAGAGUUUAUGAAAGUGAAAGUUGCAUCAAGGAGAGUUUCUUAUAGGAUGCUAUUCUAUUCACUCUUGUUCUUCACUUUUCUUCUAAGGUUUGUGUUUGUUUUAACAGCUGUGGAUGGCAUUGAUGGAGAAAACAAGUGCUCUACCAUAGGUUGUCUAGGAAAGAAGUUAGGACCAAGGAUUUUGGGUAGACUACCUGAAUCAACUGUCCCAGAAGUGAUAUACCAAACUUUAGAUGAACCCCUUGGCAAUGAUGAACUAAAGGGAAGGUCUGAUAUUCCACAAACUUUAGAAGAGUUCAUGGUUAAAAUGAAGGAAGGUGGAUAUGAUGCCAAGACAUUUGCAGUUAAACUAAGAGAAAUGGUAACCCUUAUGGAACAAAGGACUAGGUUGGCGAAAAUCCAAGAAUAUUUAUAUCGCCAUGUAGCAUCAAGCAGCAUACCAAAACAACUUCAUUGCCUUGACUUGAGGCUGGCACAUGAGCACACCAACAAUGCAGCAGCACGCCUUCAGCUACCGUCUGCAGAACUAGUUCCUGCCCUUGUUGACAAUUCCUACUUCCACUUUGUCCUAGCCUCGGAUAAUGUGCUCGCUGCCUCGGUGGUUGCAACAUCGCUUGUUCGCAACUGUUUACAGCCUAAGAAGGUUGUUCUGCACAUAAUUACAGACCGAAAGACUUAUUAUCCAAUGCAGGCUUGGUUCUCAUUGCAUCCUUUAUUGCCUGCUGUGAUUGAGGUUAAGCCAUUGCACCAUUUCGAUUGGUUUACAAAGGGAAAGGUACCAGUUUUAGAAGCAAUGGAGAAAGAUCAGAAGGUUCGGUCGCAGUUUAGAGGAGGUUCGUCGGCUAUAGUUGCAAAUACCUCUGAGAAGCCGAGAGUUAUUGCAUCAAAACUACAAGCACUUAGUCCUAAGUAUAAUUCAGUGAUGAACCACAUUAGGAUACAUCUACCAGAGUUGUUUCCAAGUCUUAACAAGGUGGUCUUCCUUGACGAUGACAUUGUGGUACAAACUGAUCUUACACCUCUUUGGGACAUUGACAUGAAUGGAAAAGUCAAUGGAGCAGUGGAAACAUGUAAUGGAGAAGACAAGUUUGUGAUGUCAAAGAGGUUGAAAAGCUACUUGAACUUUUCCCACCCUUUAAUAUCCAAAAAUUUCAAUCCCAAUGAAUGUGCUUGGGCCUAUGGCAUGAACAUUUUUGAUUUGGAGGCUUGGAGGAAGACCAAUAUAAGCAAUACAUACCAUUAUUGGGUUGAGCAGAAUAUUAAAUCAGACCUGAGUUUGUGGCAGCUAGGGACAUUACCUCCAGGAUUGAUAGCAUUUCAUGGUCAUGUCCACAUUAUAAAUCCUUUCUGGCACAUGCUGGGAUUGGGAUAUCAGGAAAAUACAAGUUCUGCUGAUGUUGAGAAUGCUGGUGUCAUCCAUUUCAAUGGCAGGGCAAAGCCAUGGCUAGACAUAGCUUUUCCACAACUAAGGCCAUUGUGGACAAAAUAUGUUGACUUCUCAGAUAAGUUCAUUAAAAGCUGUCAGAUUAGGGCAUCAUAGAUUAUAAAUAUCUUGAGAGAAAAUUUGACGUCGACGUUGACGAGUUGAAGAAAUGGAAUUUGUAAUCCAAUGGAAAAUGAAAAUGAGAGAGUUCUUCAACUAAUUAGGCCUUCCAUGACAACACAGAGACAACAAUUCAUGUGGCAUGAUGCUCCUUUCUUGCUUUAAAAUGUUACAUUUAACUCCCUAUGUUCUGUUGAAAUCCUCAUAUUCUUUUUCUCUUAAAUCCAUAUUGUAAGUAUGAGAGUUUGUAGAUCGUAUAUGUAUGUAUUAAUAGAACACAGCUUUUUUGAGUAAAAAAACCCUCAAGGUUUAACAAUUAGUUUUUAUAAGAUGAUGAAAUAAAAGAGAGACCAAAGUACCAUUUUUAUGGAA
Messenger RNA from Cicer arietinum (chickpea), 2160 nucleotides. Its product is annotated as probable galacturonosyltransferase 12. The record is from RefSeq and is a predicted model, not a curated record. Gene Ontology annotation, molecular function: polygalacturonate 4-alpha-galacturonosyltransferase activity. Lineage: Eukaryota; Viridiplantae; Streptophyta; Magnoliopsida; Fabales; Fabaceae.